CCCCCCGCCCCCCGCCGAUGCCUGGGCUCGGCGGCGCCCGCCCGGCCGCCCCGCUGCGCCGCCCGCCCCGCCCGCCCCGCGCUCGCCGCCGGGGCCGGGGCCUCCGCCGGACCGCGCCGAGCCGAGCCGCCACGGCGGCCCGGGGACCUGCCGCGGCCCUGAAUCCCGGCACAGCUGAAGCGACUGCAGGCACUUUAAAGAUGCACGCAAGCGCGGAGGAAGAACUGGAGAAGGAGAGGCUGAGGACGUGGUCCCCUGUGCAGAGCCAUGCUGGCGCAGCUAAAAGAGAGGUCCUGUCUGCGCUCGGGAAAUUGGGAUUUGCUCUGGAGAGGUGGGCUGUUCCCUCUAACUGUGUCUGUAUUGAAUCACAGGGAUGUAGCCUGGAGAGGUCUUUGCUGAGUUGCUGGAGCAUGUCCAUCCAUAUAGCUUGUCCAUGGGAUGGAUUAGCAAUAGCUGCCCUAUUCCUGGCAGGGAACUGUGUCCCCGUCCCUGAAGCCUGUUGGUGAUGCUGCUGCAUGCCCUCUCCCCGUGUUUCGUUAUGCUUUUGUUGUAACCAAAACCUGUGACUCCAAGUCCAUGGCGAUGAAACCCAGGUGAGAGCUAGUGUCAGUGUCUGGCUGGGGAACGAGCCUUUGCCCCUUCUCACCUGGGUCUAGAAAAUGCAGGAGUCUCCAGCCUUCCUCUCCUGCCAGCCUGCACCAGGCAUGUUUUGGCAAUAAAUUAAUAAAACUGGUAAAACCCCUGUAUGAUUUCUCAUGAACAGACUCCAAAUGCAGAACAAGUGUUAAUGCCCAGCCCCAGGACUACCGUGGCUGGCAACAGGGGCAGUCAUGGGGCUGUGCCCCAUGUACGCCUGCACUCGCUGCUGCGUGGACCUGUUUGUCCUCCUCUCCCCAGCACCCAGGUAAGUGCACCCGGUCCCAGGCUAUGGAGCUGGCACCCAGCUCUGCCCAGAGCAGACUGGGAGGCUGCCAUGCUGGGGAGGACCUGCUGUGAAGCACGGUGGGAUGCUUGGUGGUUGGAAGGGGAAGGUGGCUCAGCCCAUGUGUCUGGGUGCUGCAGAGAGCACCCACUCAUUUGUGCUGCCCACAGGGAUCUUUUAUUUACUGGUCUUUACUUGCUAAUUACCAGCGGGGAGUUGGGAAGUCGUGUGUGGGCUUCCCAAAGAUAGAUGUGCAUCUUCUGGGCUUAGCUGGAGGUAGAGCCUAAAGGGGAGAGACAAAAACUCUUAAACAUCAAUGUUUUUUUCCUCCUUUGAUUUUUUUAAUAUUUUUUUUUCUUUUUCACCCCCCAUAUUAUACUAUCAGCUGGGGCCUGCAGAGUUUCAACUUAAAAACAAACCGCUAUUAUUUAAAGUGCCAAUAUUGUACUUGGCUUCCUAUGAGGCAGAAACAUCACCUUUGUCUCUGACCUGGGGAGUGUGUCUGCCUGCCUAGCAGGACUGCAAAUGUUGAGAAAACUGUUAUUUUACUUCUAUUUUGGUGUCAAUUUUUUUUUUGACUGAGCAUUCACUCUUCAGCAGAACUGCAUCAAACACCAGAGGCCACAGGAGAGGACGUAGCCAUCCUAUAUGUCCGCAUGGAGCCUUGUCCCCUGGGUGGGCACCCAGGAGCUGGGCUGGUCUGGGGCAGAGAAGGGUGGCUGUCCUGUUGUCCCCAUGCCUGGGUGGUGGGACCGGAGCUGCUGUGCCCGGCUAUGCACUGGCUGGCUGGUGGUACUGCCUGGUGGGUUUUCUGGUUGUUGUUUCUAGGCGAGGUUUGCAAAAGGUCGCAGAAAUUAAUCUUCUAACUGGGGACCUUGGCACUGCGUGGAAUGAAUGUUUUGCAUUAACAACCUAACUCGUUAAUUCACUGAAACAUUUAAAACCAAACCAGUUAUAUCCAGCCAAGCUGGAAAAAGCUGAAAGUUCAUACUCAGCAGUGCGGAUUUCGAAACCUCCCUUUGUUAAUCUCUGCAGAAGUAAAUUUUCUGAAAUUGCUAAGCUCACUUUGACCAGUCUCGGCAUUGUUCUCCUCAGCCGGGGCAAAGCUGCUCUGCGGAGGGUUAGUGGUGUGUACCUGGACCUGCCGAUGGGGAUGGGAAGGCUCCUGUGCUGGGGAGGAAGGAGGGCUGGUACAGCAAGUGUUACAGGAGGAAUGCUCGCAGCAGCAUUGUAGGUUUUGGGUUGUCUCUAGCAGAAAUGCUGUGUUAUUUUCGUAGGUUGGGCUCCCAGAUUUCACAUCUUCCUCCUCUGUUACUAUUUUCUGAAUUGCUAGGGGUAGUACUUGUGCUCCUUGUACUGGUCUGUGAGCUGGGGCUGGGUCGCUGGCGUGGGGCUUGUGCAAAGGCUGGGCUGCUUGUCCCUGUCACAGGAGUGGGGUAUGCACAGUUGUCUUGCUGUCGUAUGAAUGAACAAGCAUCAGCCCCAGGCUCAGUUCCUGGUGCUUUAGAUAGGAGAGAAACAUACCCCCGGCCACGUGCUGGGCUGGGACCCAGCCUGGCCAAAGGAGCCUUUGGGCUGCCUUGCCUUCCAGCGUUAGUUUCUCUGGGAGCAUCACCUGGGACAGAAUCGGUUUGACUCUGCUUUAAGUCAGCUUUCCCUCAGAUCUCCAACAGCAGUGGCAGGUUUAGGGGCACAGGUCAUUUGACUUGCUUACUCUGCAACCUCACUAUUAAAUUAGCAGGUAUAAAUUAAAUGGGAAGCAUGAAUUCAGGUACAAUCCCAUUGUCUUCCUGGCUGGCAGGUAGCUGUUCCAUUCAACUAAUGUCUCAUUGCUCUAGUUAAUCGUAAAAUAAUACAUAGGAAAUAAAGUUCUUCACACACGGCUGUACAGAUUGGUCUGGGGCGUUUGCAGUGGUGGUACACUGAGCUCUGUUGUAAGCCUGUUUUUUAAUUGAUUAAUUUUUCUGCUAUUAAUUUACCCUAUCCAUUAAAACAGCCUCACUUUAAUGACGGAGAAAUCGGUGAAUUAUCCAUUCUGUUAUAUAUUAGUGGUGUAUUAAAGUAUUAGUGCAUUCCAGAAGGUGAGCAGUGAAUAAAACAUGCUCCGAACAUGUGGUUAUGCAACUGUUCUGUGGAAAUGAAACGGACAAACAGUACACUUGAUUAAUUUUUUUUCCCAGUAAAUUGGCACUGUGAUUCACUUCCAGCUAAAUUUGCAAUCUGUGUUCUCAGGUGGCAUUAAUAUUGGAGCCCCAGCAGGAGAGCUGUGGUGGCUGGGGCCGCUUUGAUUGCAUUUUUAACGAAAGUUGUCGGAGAGAGCAUGGAGCUUGAUGCAAAUGUGCUGGUAAAUGAAAUGCAGAGCUUUUAGGUUCUCCGUAGGUGGGUCAGGCCAUUCACAUUUACCCAGGAUAACAGUGACAGCAUGCUCGGGAGGGGCGCUCCGUUAACAUGGCACAGUGGGGGUCUUUGUGUACCUCCCUUGUUCUGUAUCAAAUUUACUCUGUUGACAGAUAAAAAUAAUCCUUUCGAUAUCUGCAACUCCAUGAACACUAGGUAAGCUCCGUCUGGGACUCGAGCUGUCUCAGUAAUGGAGGCUCUGGAACUGCAUCUCUCAGGAGUUUGCUGGAAACGAAAAAGCUUGCAGAGGGCUCACCAGUUUCUCCCUGGCCUGUGUUAGAGCUGCGGAAUAAAAUUAAGUUCAGUGGCAAAUAUGAACAUUUGUCAACGUUUGACAACAACUCCUUGGGACGUCAUGAAAUUUCUGGAAUCUAGGCCACAGAGCACUUGCAGCAGUGCUUUUUAAAUUUGAAUUUAAAUUAAAUGGAAGAAAAAUAAUAAUCUGGAUCAAUCGUAGUGAUGGCUAGCAAAAGAAAAUCCACAACUCCCUGCAUGAUACCAGUAAAAACACUGGUGCUUCAGGAGACUGAACUGGAUGCUGUAGAAGAGGAUCGUGAAGGAACACAACAAGAUGCUCCUGUGGAAGGGCCAGCAGCUGGUGAUACUGGUGCCAGUAACAGCAAUAACGGAGCUUUGUCUAACGGGCACCGUGGUGUUGCAGAUAGCGACACUUACAUCUGUAAGUCUUGUGACUUUGGAUCUCAAGACGUUCAUCACUUCUUUGGGCACUUGGAUUCUGAGCACUCAGACUUUAGCAAAGACCCUGCGUUUGCAUGUGUUGCAUGCAAGUUUCUGGCAAACAGCCAUGAAGGGCUCUCUCACCACAAUGCAGAGUCGCACGCUGGUGAAACGAGUUUUGUCUGGAGGGUGGCUAAGCAAGACAAUCACACAACUGUGGAGCAAAGUCUCUGCGAGGCCGCCAGCAGCCAUGAUCUGCCGGGAGAGGUUGCUGAAGAAGGGGCAGAUGGUCAGUCUGAAAUUAUCAUUACCAAAACCCCCAUCAUGAAGAUAAUGAAAGGUAAACCCGAGGCCAAAAAAAUCCACACGCUGAAGGAGAAUGUGUCAAGUCAGCUGGGCAGUGAGUCGGAGGCAAAAGACGGGGAGCAUUCAUUCCCAAACGGGUCUGUGCCAGCCAGCCAGCCCACUGCAAGUUCGACAAAAUCAUCUCAUAUAGCGAAUGGCUCCAUCAUAGGAAACGUGCCUGUUCUGCAGGCGGGUGUUGCACAACUUGUGUCACUGCAACAGCAACCCCCGCUGCAUCAGCAGCUACCUACGUCCAAGUCCCUUCCCAAGGUGAUGAUUCCCCUGAGCAGCAUUCCCACAUACAACGCUGCCAUGGACUCCAACAGCUUCCUGAAAAACUCUUUCCACAAGUUUCCCUACCCCACCAAAGCUGAGCUCUGCUACUUGACCGUGGUGACGAAGUACCCAGAAGAGCAGCUGAAGAUCUGGUUCACUGCCCAGAGGUUGAAGCAGGGCAUCAGCUGGUCACCAGAGGAGAUCGAAGAUGCCAGAAAGAAGAUGUUCAACACUGUUAUUCAGUCUGUGCCGCAACCCACCAUUACAGUUUUGAACACACCGCUGGUUGCGAAUCCUGGGAGCGUACCCCAUCUUAUUCAGGCAACUUUACCAGGCCACGUGGUGGGGCAGCCGGAGGGGACGGGGGGGCUGCUGGUCACGCAGCCCAUCAUGGCAAACGGGUUGAAGGGCACUAGCUCCUCCUUCAGCUUGGCGGUGACUUCUGUCCCCAAGCCACAGCCGGUGGCACAGCACAGCACGGUGACCUCCAGCAACACGUCGGGGGUGAAAGUGGUCAACAGCGCCCAGUCGCUGCUCACUGCCUGCCCGGCGAUCUCCUCGCAGACCUUCCUGGAUCCCAACAUGUACAAAAACAAGAAGUCCCACGAGCAGCUCUCAGCCUUGAAAGGCAGCUUCUGCAGAAACCAGUUCCCUGGCCAGGCCGAAGUUGAGCGGCUGACAAAAAUCACGGGCCUGUCUACCAAGGAGAUUCGAAAAUGGUUCAGCGAUAGGCGGUACCACUACAGGAACGUGAGAGGCGGCCGAGCCGUCUUCCCUGGAGACAGCGCUCUUGAUUCCUUGUCCGAAAUACCCUUCGAUGUCUCACCCAGAGGAGCCGAGCUGAGCCCUGCAGCGGCGGUGGCCACGCCGGCCCCUCACCCCCCGCCGCGGCGGCAGUCAUGGCACCAGGCGCCCGACUUCACACCCACCAAGUACAAGGAGCGGGCGCCGGAGCAGCUGAAGGCCCUGGAGAGCAGUUUUGCCCAAAAUCCACUUCCCGCAGAGGAAGAGGUGAACCGCCUGAGGGGGGAAACAAAGAUGACACGGAGGGAGAUCGAUAGCUGGUUCUCGGAGAGGAGGAAGAAGAAGGUGGCAGAGGAAAAUAAGAAAGUGGAGGAGGCGGCUCGGCAGGAGCAGGAGGAGGUGGAGAAUGGUGGUGGGGAAGGAGAAGACUCCUUGGAUGAGCUGAGGGCCGCGGGCGAGAACGGCUCAGUCGACGCCUCUGGCAACAACCCCAACUCCAUGGAGCGGAAAGUGAGUCCCAUCAAAAUCAACCUGAAAAACCUGCGAGUGACUGAGUCCAAUGGCAAAGGCGAAUUACCGGGGACCGGCGCAAAUGAGAAAGGGGAUGGCAGCUCCAGCAGACCACCCACCCCUCCAAAAACCAAACUGAACUUUAAAAAAACGGCCCAGCAGCGGCACCUGCUGAAGCAAAUGUUCGUGCAGACCCAGCGGCCCACGAACCAGGAGUACGACGCCAUCGUUUCCCAGACGGGUUUGCCACGGGCUGAGGUCAUUCGCUGGUUCGGGGACAGCCGGUAUGGCUACAAGAACGGGCAGCUGAAGUGGUAUGAGAACUACAGGCGGGGGGUCUUCCCCCCGGGGCUGGUGGAGGUCAGCCCCGCCGGCCGGGAGGUGCUGGAGGACUACUACGAGAAGCACAAGGGGCUGCGGGAGGAGGACGUGCCCGGGCUCUGCGAGCGCUCCCACCUCAGCGCCCAGCAGCUCAAGGUGUGGUUCGCCGUGAAGGCGGAGGAGGAGAGCAGGGGGCCCGGCCCCGAGGAGGCCUGUGCCGGCAAGGCGGCGGGAAGCCGCAAAGGGCCGUGCGAAGCCAGCUCAGAGGUGUCGGAGAGCGGCGAGUCGUGGGAGCCGGGCGGCCAGGAGGGCAGCGCCGGGACCCCCGAUGCCCCUGGCCCGCCGCCCGCUGCACGGCUCGAAACAGACUGAACUCAAAACACCAGCCCUGGAGGAUCCACUCUUACCCUUGAGAAGAAGUUUUUGGUCUUUAAGAAACCCAUGGGCCGGCCUGAUCCAAACCUCAGGAGCAGGACAUGGUGAUAAAGCACUGCCAUAAAUGAGACCUUUGAGCACAGCACACGAGAGAGCAUGUGUGCAAAAACUGGGCACGUAGUGCAGAGCUCUCGGUGGCCCAGCCGAGGAGAUGGCUGAGAGCUGGCAGAGGCGGGGGCUCAGCUUGCACCCAGGAAAUAGGAUGCUCUUGUUUGCUUUACAGUGGACAGACUUUCAGAUUUCAUAUUCAUAUACCGAUGCCUACAGCUGCCUAUACAAGCAUAACAAAUCUCAGACAUUGUGUAAACAAGGUCAUUGCUUAGAUAUGGACUAUCAUGGCACAGUACUUUUUUCUUUUUUCCUUUUUUUUUUUUUUUUUUUUUUUUUUUUUUUGCAUCUGUCUGUUAAGGUGUUUGUUCUCUAAAGGUUGGCAUGGCUGCAUAUAUCCUCUCCACCCUUUCUGGUCCUUAAGCCCUGGCAAUGUAGGGCUUUGCGGGCACACAAGUGUGGGUGUGUUAGGAAAGGAAAGGUGUCUGAGAACAAAACUGCCAGUCUUGCAUUGAAGUCCAGUGGGAGUUGAGUGAGAUUUUCAUCCCUGUGGACGAGGUUAGAUUUAGCAUUGCAUACUCUCCAAUAAGGAGCAGGUUCCCAGGCCCAGACAACCCAGGUGAUGGAGUUUGGUGUCAUUUGUCCCUUGCUGGCUAGAAUAUUUUCCCCUGCACUCUUGGAGACUGACUGUAGCAGGCUAUUAAAUCUCCAAGGCUCCCUUUAAUCACUGAGAACUAGCAUAUAAUAAUUUUUCCAUCCUGACCUGGAAUCCUUUUCAUUGUUCAGAGAGAACAAGCUGUUCUUCAGAGAACAAACACAGAGAAUACGUAGCAUUGCUGUGCAAGUGGUUCAAGUCAUUGUCGUCUCCAAGGGAUUGGCGAGGCAGCAGCUCUUCUGCAAUCAGGAAGUUUCCCUGUUGCAGCACUACAUGACAGAUCCUCCUGCAGCAGCGCUGGUAACUUCAAGUGUUUGUUCCAGUCUUUUUCUUUUUCUUUUUUUUUUCCCUCCUCUUUUUUUUCCAUUUUUUCCCCAGUCCAUCUGCAACAGUUCUGGCGAAACAGCAAAAUAAAUUUCCCAUUUAACCUUCCUGUUUGCCAGUACCUGUACAUUUUUUAUGUGCCCAUGUUGUCUUGGGUGGUUGCUGUGUGAUGCAACUAUUUGAAGAUUUUUUUAUUAUUCUUUUCUAACAGAAAACAAGGUCUGGAAGGGAAACUCUUGAGCUGAAUAUUCCAGCCAAAUGCUGUGUCAGACCAUUCUGUCACAAGCUAAUCAAAUCCCAGCUCAAAAUUGGUUCCAUGUCUUGCCUUCACUGUUGCUCUUGGAAGGCUAUUCCAGAACUUCACUGCCUUUGAAUGGUUAGAAACUUUAUUUAAAUUUCUAGUUUGAAUUAAUUCAUGGCUGGUUCAUUCCUGGUUUGUUUUGGAGCCAACAUUGUCCUUUAACUUAAAUAGUUUUUGGUGUUUAUCCGCUGAUGUAUUUAUGGAGAGUAGUCAUAGCUCCUUAUUUUUGCCAAACUAACUCAGCCAAGCUUUUUCAGUAGAAGGUUUUUAUUUAGUGAGAGCUUUUUAAUGUGGGAGACUUUAUUGUUGGUGGUAAAUGAUAUUUAUUAGAAGGGUGGGUAGCAAACCCCAAAGGAUCGGAUCCAGAGAUUUACAAAAAAAUCUGGUUUAAAAACAAAAAAGCUCUUUCAGAACCUCUUCCAAAGAUGGUGUCUGAUUUCUACCUUUAAUUGCCCUUGCUUUUCCAAUUCUUUCUUCGUCCCCUGUUUAAGAGGCCGCCUUGCUCAACUUUAUCUGCUCAGGGCUUUACAAGAGUGAGGGCUUUCUCCCGCCUGGCGGUACGUGCCUGCAUGGUAGGUGCCUGCGCCUGAGCUCAUGUCGCUCCGCUGGCCCAUGGUGAAACCCACACGGCCAGGAGCAAGCAUUUGCUUCAGAAGGAGAUGACCUGCACCCUGAAGAGAGCCGGGGGUGAUGUGCUCGGAGGCAGGCACCCACCCUGCAGCCAUCCCUUGGCAGGCUGAUGAAUCCCCCAAAUGCUUCGAGCCGGGGUGGCGUUGACCCAGAACACCCUGCUGUGACACCAGGCUCCCUCAAUUUCUUUCUCUUUGGAAGCACUAGUGCUGGCCACGCCGUGGUUGGAGGCAUAACUGGCAGCAAUCCCCCCUCUGCCUCCUGUCGCCCAGGUGGGCAGCAGCCCCGCGGCUCUCCUCUGGGAGAGCAGGGGUGGCUGCGCUGCAGAGACAGCCAGAGCUCCAGGGGUUCACCCUCACGGGCACAAUCCUGCACACCCCAAAAUGUUCCAGGCGAGGGGAGAAUCUGGGUGGUCCUGGAGCCAGAGGUAGCAGAUCUGGGAGUCGUGCGGCCCAAGAGUAUGAGUGUAUGUACAGUGUUACCUUCAGAGAACAAAUACAGGUAGGUCAAUUUACUCUCUAGUGUCUAUGUACAUGCAGGUUUAUUUAAGUACACAUAUAUACAGUUCAGAUAUGCCAUUGAUUCUUUAUUGCAUUAAGAUGUACAUUAAAAAUGUACACUUUUACUAACUACUUGCUAUAUAAACGUGUUGGAAGUGUAGUUUGCCCAUUCAAGGUGAUUUUCUGUGGGAUUUUUGGUGUACACUUAAAGGUCUAUGGCUAAUUGGAAGAGUGAUCCCCGCUCCAUCUACAGAAAUGCUUGAGGACUAUGGUAUGAAAUGGUCCCUUCAAACCAUUUUUCCGUGCACUAGCUGGAAGUUUUUGCACUUGGAUUGUAUUCGGCCAGUUUUCCAGAAAAACUGAAAAGAGAAGUCUUGUGAGCUAGAGGGAGAAUUUCCCAGUGUACACAGAAAAACCAGCCUUGAGGGUUGGAAGCUGCUGAGGUUUUUGAGCUUUGUCUCCAUGCAUUCAUACAAGCACAGCAGGAGUUUUCUUUCUUUUGGGUCGGAGGAAUUUUAAAAAGUGGUUCCAUUCAGACUCCCCUCGGACGCAGCAACUGGGCUGGCAAGCCCCAUUGCGUGGGGAGGGUAAGAUUUAGAGACAGAAAAACAAAAAAGUAAUCGAGUUCCCUUUCUAACUCCUACAUUCCUUGUUAUCUGCAUUUUUUAGUUGACUUGAAAUCUCCAUGAAAGUAUAAGCUGAAGAUUUUUUAAGGGUCUGUGGUCCUCUGUUUCCCUAUUGCAUCGUUUUUGAAGCUGAGGAGAAGCAGGUGUCCUCUCCAAAUAGAUUCAGGUUUUGGUGCAGGACAUUAGGAAUGUGUUUGCAUCUGAAACUGAAAGGAAAAAUUGAGAGGUGGCUUGACAGUCCCAGCAGCAGCUCUUCUGGUGUUAAGAGGAAGUGUCACCACAGUUCUACAGUGUGUGAAUAUUUAUCAUCUAAUCAAAGAUGACUAUAUGACUUGAAAGGAGGGGUGUAAGAGAGAGGUCAUGUAGCCAGCAUCAGCAAGGAAGGGAAAUGAAAUUUUUUACCUCCACCCACCAUGUGUGAGCUUGGGCUCGACAGGCACAGUAGUAACUAUCAUUUUUAAUCCACGUGAAUCUUGUUACUUAUAUCUCUGAGGCUGCUUAGAUUAAGGACACAAUCCAAUUGCUUAAUAACCUGAAACGCUGAUUUGUGCUGUACCUGGCUUGCUCAUGUAAGUGGCUGCUGGUUCUCCUGAUGCAAGGAACAGUUACUUCAUUCAUUCAUGUCAGCAGGCCCUGCCAUGAGAUUUCUAGACAUGGCUGUGUGUUUUAUUUGGGUAGCUUAUUUUUCAGCUCCUUAAUUAACAUCCUGGAGACCAUUCUGGGGGUUUUUUCCCUUUUUUUUUUUUUUUUUUGAGCAGAAUGCUAAAACCCCGAUAAUUCACAGGCUCCUAUUUCCACUGGCCCACAGCCGAGGUGACAGGAUUGAGCACAGGUGAUUGCUUCGAUGCAUGGCAUCCAGCAAAUGCCUGCAGAGGUCCAGCCACAGGUAUUUAGCACAGCAGCAUGUCCCCUCCCUGCCAGGGGCUUGCGUUGGUCACCAAGAGAAGCCCACAGCUGAAUGCAGAGCCUUAACCUGCUCAGGCGAUGCUCGCACAGAAGCUGGAGCUGCAAGGAACCUGCUUGAUUAAUUUUUGCUAGGUGUCCCAUGUCUGUUCAGGAGGAAAAGGAGGCUGUAGAAGGCUGGUUUUCCAUUUGGGAUGGGGUAUUUAUUUAUUAUUUUUUUAAUGAGAAGCAACGAUUUUUGGUCAGGGGUAGAAGUGUUGUAUUCUGUCUUCUCUGCAGCCCCUCUCUUGGAGACAUUACAGAGGUAACCUGAUCAGAAGGUGAUAUUUGGAGGCUGGGCCACUGGGAAUCAGAAGAGAAAGAUGAUUUUCAGCACUUAGGCAGAAAUAAGAAAGUUAAUACAAUGAUGCACCUUCCAGUCAAGUUGAUAGUAUUUAAAACGGAUGUAAACUUCGCUCUCCUGUUGCCCAGGUAAUUUUGGCUUUGCUCUUGUCAAAUGAAUUGGUGGCCUGAUGUGAUUCAGCUCAUGGCAGUAAGCUCUGUUGUAAUUUCUCAGUUGAUCAUAAAACCAGCAGGGUAAGAUUAGGCAACACUGCAAAUGGAGGGGGGGUGAGACACUUGCAAGCUGUACUUCUUUUUAUCAAGUUUAGUUUCUGCUGUAUGUUUUACUGGCAGUGGUCCCUGCCAGGAAUGCUGGAUCAGCGUCGCAAAACUUUAAAGCAGAGCAAGGGAGCUCUGUUACCUAAGCAGUGAUUUUUUUUUUUUAUUUCUUUUUUUGUUUUCAUGUUAUCACCUGUUCCAGUAAAGAGUGCUCUGUUGGCUGACGCUGGCCAUAUUUUGAUGGCACAAUUAAAGCCACUUUUUCCCUGUACUGGUGGAAGGUGGUAUUAGGAGGACUCUUGCUUACUGGUGCUAGUGAAGGUUGGGCUAGGAAUCCACGGCAUAGAAAACGUCUUGCUAAAAUUGCACUUUCUCUCUGCCCCAUCUGGCUCGUGGUGGUGUUAUGGGUACGUGGCUGUGAUUCCCCUUGCACAUACUAACAUUGCACUAAAAGAGAGACUUUGGGAACAGUGUGUUGAUCACUUUGUUUCUCAGCAGACCACAAAGUCAGCCUAACGGGGUCUCUUUGUUUUUUUUUUGGUUUUUUUUUUUUAAUUAUUAUUUAGAAAUCAUGCUGGUGCUGAAUGACCUGGAAUUUUUGCUUGGAUUUAUCCAAAGGAAAAUGUAAUUGUAGCUGCAACGGGACCUUUCAUAAGGGUGGCCGUGCAGCUAGGGAGCAGAGCGAGGGCUCUGCUGUGUAAACCGUCUUUGUACCAGGGAGGUGUGGGGGGUUCCAGUGGGGUUAUUAAUUGUGUUUUUUUUUAAGACCACAAUUUUAGAUGGUCACCUUGGCAAUCGUGUGAGACAGGAAAUAGUUUUUACUUUUGGUAAAGGUUUUCAAGAGGAAAAAAAAGUGAAGCUGCCUGUGAUUGUGGGCUGUAGCUAUUACUAGGGCUAGGGUAGCUUGUACCUGCUAUGGACUUUACCUGCUCUUAUUCUGAGGGCGAGAACUCCCUGUAGCAACAAUGCCACUUCUGAGAAGUGAAUGGCAAGUUUCCCUUCCUUUUGUAUAUGUGGAUGUGAGGGUGGGCGAGGGGAAGAGCUUGCUUGUACAGUUUGUUGAAAUGAAACCAGACAUUUUUGGUUGUUCCUAAAUAAAGAGCGUAAAAGAUAAA
Falco peregrinus (peregrine falcon) is the source of this 12330-nucleotide messenger RNA. RefSeq names its product zinc fingers and homeoboxes 3 (gene ZHX3). Gene Ontology annotation, cellular component: nucleus. Lineage: Eukaryota; Metazoa; Chordata; Aves; Falconiformes; Falconidae. The coding region runs from base 3779 to 6565 and encodes 928 amino acids. Gene Ontology annotation, molecular function: DNA-binding transcription factor activity, RNA polymerase II-specific; DNA binding. The transcript is spliced from 5 exons. The record is from RefSeq and is a predicted model, not a curated record. Gene Ontology annotation, biological process: regulation of transcription by RNA polymerase II.